AUGUUAGGGUCGUUGCACAAUUAUAGACGCAUUUGCAAGGACACCUUGUACCCGGAUGAGAAAGAGCUACCUCUGCUGGCGAAGUCGCUGUGUGGAGUUCUGGCCGGCUGGACCGUCAGUUUUGUAGCAGCACCUAUAGAGCAUGUCAAGGCCCGACUGCAAAUACAGUACGACGCGAAAACAAAACAUUUCAGUGGUCCAAUCGACUGUGCUAGUAAACUGAUAAAACAGGGAGGCAUUCGAAACGGUCUGUAUAAGGGUCUCUUUGCGACGAUGCUGUUCCGUACCAACUUUCUAUUCUGGUGGGGUUCGUACGAUGUGUUCACCAAUUGGUUCACCAAAAACACCAACAUGUCUACUGCAGCAAUAAAUUUCUGGGCUGGCGGUUUGGGUGCAACAGUGUUCUGGAUUACGGCAUAUCCAUCUGAUGUCGUUAAACAACAGAUCCUCACUGACGAUAUCAAGAACCCCAAAUACAAGACUUGGAUGCAGGCUGCUCGUUCCGUAUACCACCGAACCGGCUGGAAAGGUUUCUUCCGAGGAUUUGGUCCCAGCAUUAUCCGGUCGUUCCCAGCCAACGCAGCGGCCCUUGCUUCUUUUGAGGCCGUCAUGCGGUUCCUCCACUAG
Molecule: messenger RNA, 627 nt
Organism: Sugiyamaella lignohabitans
Lineage: Eukaryota; Fungi; Ascomycota; Dipodascomycetes; Dipodascales; Trichomonascaceae
Gene: YMC2
Product: Ymc2p
Exons: 1
Coding region: 1-627 (208 amino acids)
Biological process (GO): transport
Molecular function (GO): transmembrane transporter activity
Source: RefSeq, a predicted model, not a curated record